Schistosoma turkestanicum is the source of this 669-nucleotide messenger RNA. NCBI's taxonomy places the organism in Eukaryota, Metazoa, Platyhelminthes, Trematoda, Strigeidida, Schistosomatidae. The record is from the annotation of a GenBank genome assembly.
AUGAAUUCAUCCACAAAUAAUCAUAAUAAAUGGAAACGUUCUAUGACUAUCAAUAAUUUAGAACAAUUUCAUCGUAAUAUUAUUACAUUUACAGAAAAACGUAAUCAAAGCAUAAAACAUUCAAAAUCAUUACAUAAAUCUCUAUGUCGUAGUAAAUCUUUGAUUCAAUUAAAAACUAAUAAAAAUAUUAUGAAUGAAUAUGAAUUACGUCAAAUUAAUGAUUUAUUAAAUGAAAUUGAUAAUAAUCAAAUGAAUUCAACUACUACUACUAAUGAAACUACUAACAAUCAUAAUGAAACAAUUGUUAAUUUAAACAAUAUGAUUCAAUUACCAAUAAUUGAAAAUGAAUUAACUAAUUUAGAACGUUUAUAUUUAUAUGCUGCAGAACAAGGUGAUUUAGGUACAAUUAAACAAUUAACUGAUCAAUCCAUUGAAUUAAAAUUAAAUUUAAAUUGUACUGAUACAUUAGGACGUGAUGUAUUACGUAUUGCAAUUGAAAAUGAACAUAUGGAAUUAUUACAAUUUCUUGUUAGUUUACCUAAUUUAGAAUUAAAAGAUUGUUUAUUACAUGCUAUCAAUGAAGAUAAUGUUUUAGCUGUAGAAAUUAUAUUACAUGCACAAACAGAACGUGGUAGUAAAAAAAAUUUAAAGGUUAGUGUUUUUCUGUAA